GGCUCAAAUUAGCAGUAGAUAUUGAUGAAUUAAUUUUCUUCCGACAAAGUUUUCACUAUCGAAGGGUUUUCUACAUUGUCAACGUUCUUUUGGAAUUCAAUACAAUUAUUACGAAGUAAUCAACAUGAAGCUUCUGCUUGCAUCAAUGGUCCUUCUAGCCGUGGCAUUUCGCGGCUUAGAUGCCAAUGUGUAUCUUCCAUGCCCUCAGUUCUGGCUUCCAUUUAACGGGAACUGCUACCGUUACUUCGGGGAGCGGGUCCCUUGGGCAGAGGCUCGGGAUCGCUGCAGGGAUCACUACUCCUUCAACGGACGGGCUGACUUAGUAUCCAUCCACACGGAACAGGAGAACGCCUUCGCUUACGAACUUUUCCGCUCUUCUGCAGACUUUACAAGGGAUCAUAGUGCUUGGAUUGGUGCCUACCAGACAAUACAAGACGGACCUUUCAUUUGGUCUGAUGGAUCUGGUCUAAACUUCGAGCGGUGGUUGCCGGGUGAGCCGUCCAACGGUGGUAACAUUGAGGAUUGCGUCCAUUUGUGGCGUAGGAACGCAGGGGAUGAAAUCCUCCGGCCUUGGAACGACCGUCCCUGUGAAAGGGACACGCCUUUCAUUUGUAAGGUGGUGUCAAAUUAGAAUUCCCAGUUGGCUGUACCCUGAAUUCGAAGCUUCCUUGAUAUAUUUGUAUGGUUAAGACUACAAUUUGAAUUCUUUGACAACAUUCUGAAAACCUUGGAAACUAGUAGGGCUAUCAUAACGUUCAGGGGGUGAUGCAUGCUUGAUCGAUUCUAUUUUCCACAGUCCAUUAGUCAGUAUUUUGUGUUUUUGCUUCAUUACAAGAGACAAAUUGACAGUCUGGGAGAACUUUACAUUCAGAUUUUCUUUCUAGUUUAGUAUACGAAAUCCGUCCCAUUUUUAAACGGUUAGGCCUCCGUCAUAGAUCCCGCCGUAUUUUAAAUAGCCAACCGUUUUUUUGUUGGGGAGAAGUGUAUAGGCACGUAAAGCCCUUAAAAUACAUGUUUAAAGAAAAUGUCGGGAGGCAAUUGGGAUAGAUUAUGUACAAAGUUUUGUUAAUUGCUGUAUACGCUGAGGUUAUAGAAUCAUUAACAUGAUGGAAUAAGAUAUUCGAUUUUAGUCACGUUAGUGCUCACAUAAAUGUGUGUAUAGGCACUUCACGCCCUUUAAAAUACAUGUUUAAAGAAAAUGUCGGGAGGUAAUUGGAAAAGGUUACUUACAAAGUAUUUGUUAUACGCUGAGGUUAUAGAAUCAUCAAAAUGAUGGGAAAAGAGAUUCGAUUUUAGUCACGUUCAGUGCUCACAUAAAUGGGGGUAUGGGACAUACACAUGUGCCAGCAAGUUUGGUUCAAUAUUUCAGCUAUUUCUUGUAAUAUUUCAGAUUUAAAGGCAUUUGCAGAGCGACUCAUAUCAGAUGAAAAUGUUGACAUGAUAUUGUUUAAACAAAAUUAACACAUUAAAAAGAAUGAGACAAACUCAAAAAUGUCAAUUAAAGAUGCUAGAUCCGUAAUGAGUACCUUCAGUUAUAAUUAAGAAGGCUACUUUAAAUUGGUCUUAGACUUUUAUCAUGGUGUUUAACUGUUGUUCUGAAAUUCUAAUCAUUUACCUUAGCGUCUGUAGAUAAGAGUGAAAUUUUUUUUUAACUCGCCGUUUUUUAAAUGAAAUAACUUUGCUGUGGAAAUCUACAUAAUAUGAUCAGAUCAAUUUUGCUUCUUGAAUUUGAGGAUCUGUUACUUGAAAAGUCGAAUUACUGUAAAAUACCACUCAACAUAUAUUUCAUCAUCUCUUUCUAUGUUUUUUUUAGUGUUUCCUUCCUUUUUCCUUAUCACAUUUCCUGCUACAUAUAUCCUUUCUACAGUUCGACUGAGCCAACUUUAUUUUAUGCUUUUACAGCUGGAGUGAAUGAAUUACAUGCCAUAUCUCACAAUAUUUGUUUGGGUAGUUGUGUGUUUGCUUGUUUAUUUUAAUUUGAGAUUAUGUGCAAGUUUAACAUGAGUGAGGCUAGCCAUGAGGACUAAGUAUAAAGACAGGGAUGUAAAAAGUGGAUUGGAUACUUGUAUUUCUCUUGUGUAUGAGAGCAUUUGUCAAUUAAUCUAUGGGUCAUAAUAAGUUCGAUGUUCCCUGUAUGAACCUUUUUUGGACUACAUACCAUGCGCAUAGGACUAAAUACUGCCCUUGAAUAUGAUUUUGGCAAUCUUGGAACUUCAAGCUUAAUCAAUUCGUGAUGGAAGCAGUGACCUACAAGUUAUACCUAUCGUUCCUCAUAUGGUCUGUAGAUAAGAGUGAAAUUUAAACUCACAGUUUUUAAAAAAUAUCUUUGCCAUGGAAUUCAAGAAAAUGUGAUCGGAUAGAUUAUGCUUCUUGACAU
Strongylocentrotus purpuratus (purple sea urchin) is the source of this 2377-nucleotide messenger RNA. RefSeq names its product C-type lectin mannose-binding isoform. Lineage: Eukaryota; Metazoa; Echinodermata; Echinoidea; Camarodonta; Strongylocentrotidae. The record is from RefSeq and is a predicted model, not a curated record. The transcript has 3 exons. The coding region runs from base 125 to 631 and encodes 168 amino acids. Gene Ontology annotation, molecular function: signaling receptor activity.